Molecule: messenger RNA, 339 nt
Organism: Staurois parvus
Lineage: Eukaryota; Metazoa; Chordata; Amphibia; Anura; Ranidae
Source: the annotation of a GenBank genome assembly
CGGAUAUAGUGAAUGCGGGGUCCGGGGAGAGCGGAUAUGGUGAAUGCAGGGUCCGGGGAGAGCAGAUAUAGUGAAUGCAGGGUCCGGGGAGAGCGGAUAUAGUGAAUGCUGGGUCCAGGGAGACCGGAUAUAGUGAAUGCAGGGUCCGGGGAGAGCGGAUAUAGUGAAUGCAGGGUCCGGGGAGAGCGGAUAUAGUGAAUGCUGGGUCUGGGGAGAGCGGAUAUAGUGAAUGCUGGGUCUGGGGAGAGCGGAUAUAGUGAAUGCUGGGGUCCGGGGAGAGCGGAUAUAGUGAAUGCAGGGUCCGGGGAGAGCGGAUAUAGUGAAUGCAGGGUCCGGGGA